CAGCUCGAGGCACUCAUCUGGUGCACCGUUGCACCACUGCACUCGGCGCUCCGAGUCCGCUCCUUUGAACCACGGCCGCCUUAUUCUUUUCAUCCCAAACACACUCCUUACCUCCAGUGACUGAGGCGCCCGAAUUGGCCCUGUUGUGCGAACUGCGCUCAUUUCGUCGCACCGAGCGACGCCCUUUCUUUGCUGUUGACCUGGCAUCUAUUGACGACGAUUUCUCCGUUUUCCACGUUUUUUCUUCUGACUCUCGACGAUCAUCACAGUCCUGGCGACUCACAACUAACGAUAUGCAACACUGACCGUUGAGAGCGGCAAUUCACCACCUCACAUUUUCGACAAGGCCACUUUUGUUUUGACCUAGUCAACACAAUCUCUCUGUACAUCACAGCAACGUCUCGUCCACUCAAACACACCAUGUGGCCAUCCUCAAUUCGCGUCCCUGCCGCCGCGCUGUUGGCGUGGUCUGCCUUCGUCGGCACUGCCGUCGCCCAGGUUCAUACCGAUUGCUUCCCCAUGAACACGACUUGCCCGCCCGAUCCCGGCUUUGGCAUGGCCUACAGCUUCAACUUCAACAUGACGCCAAAUGUCAAUGCUUGGAAGACAAAGGUCGGGCCCGUUACAUACCACCCCGACACAGGAGCAUCCUUCAAAAUUACCAAGAUGGGCGACUCUCCCACCAUCGAGACUAAAUUUUAUUAUUUUUGGGGCCGCACCGAGGUCAUCAUGAAGGCUGCCAAGGGCACCGGCGUCAUCAGCUCCAUCAUGCUGCUGAGCGACAACCUGGACGAGAUCGACUGGGAGUUCUUCGGCGGUAACAAGACCAUCGCCCAGAGCAACUACUUCGGCAAGGGCCACAUCCCCGACAUCCCCAAUGCCGAGUACCACGAGGUUCCGGGUAACGUGCAGGACGACUAUCACAACUACACGACGAUUUGGACCAAGGACUUCCUCGACUUUUACAUUGACGGAGCCAAGGUCCGUCGCCUCCUGCCCGCCGACGCCAACAACACCUACUACUACCCGCAGACCCCGAUGCGCCUAUCCAUCGGUAUCUGGGCCGGCGGUGACCCGAGACUGCCCAAGGGCACGCGGGAGUGGGCCGGAGGCGACACCGACUACAACCAGGGGCCCUUCGAAAUGCUAGUCAAGAGCGCCCACGUCGAGGACUUUAGCAACGGCAAGGAGUACGAAUAUACCGACAGGAGUGGCUCGUGGCAGAGCAUCAAGGUCACCGAGGGCAACUCAACCGUCGAGGAGAUCAUCAACGCACCGCCGGAAAAAUCCCUCUCGGAGAAAUGGAACGACCUCCCCAACGGCGCCAAGAUUGCCAUCUACUCCGGCGCAGCCGGAUUCGUCGGCCUGCUGCUCGUCACGGGCCUCUUCUACUGCAUCCGCCAGCGGCGCCACGGCGCGCGCGAGGCCAAGGCCGCCGAGGCCCGCGCGGAGGCCGAGCGCCUCGAGCUCGAACGCUUCAAGAAGGCCGGCGUCGACCCGGACAGUUUUGCCAGCCAGGCGUCCGAGUACAACGCCAAGGAGAUGCGCCGCGACGGCCUGACCGGCCAGGACAGCUACAGCGUGCCGCCCUCGCCCACCCUCGGCCCCGUCAACCCGGCCUCCCCCCUCGACAACCACACCACCACCAAUCACACCUCCAUGGCCGCCGCUGCCGCAGGCGCUAGCGGUGGUGUUGGUGUCAGUGCUAUGCGCAGCCCGCGCAGCCCCGUUCCGCUCCUCAACAACCACGGCGGCAUGCAUUCCCCCCGCGUCGGCAGCCCGGGCCCGGGCGCGAACCCUUUCGCGGACUUGUCGCGCAGCGUCUCGCCCCAGCCACACGGACAACAGCAACAGCAGGGGAUGCGAAGUCCGGUGCCGCAGCCGCAGCAGUAUUCGCCGAACCCGUCGAUCGCCCGCAGCUUCUCCAGCCCGAACCCGCAGAUGCGUGUCGGCUCGCCCGCGCCGUCGCUUCAUCAUGCUGCUAGUGGUGGUGGUGGUGGUGGGAUGCAGCGGUCGGCUAGCCCCGCGCAGCAGCAGAUGACGCAUCCCCAGCCGCAGAGGAGUUAUACGGCGGGCGGGUAUAAUCAGGGUGGUGGGAGUGGUGGCGGUGGUGGGUAUGGCGGGCGAAAUCAUCAGCAGGGGGGGUAUGGCGGCAUGAAUGGAUAUGGACAGGGUGGUGGUGGGGGAGGGAAUCAAGGAUAUUGGGGGGUGAAUGAUGGCGGAGGCGGGUACAGGUAG
Parathielavia appendiculata is the source of this 2238-nucleotide messenger RNA. Its product is annotated as glycoside hydrolase family 16 protein. Gene Ontology annotation, molecular function: glycosyltransferase activity; hydrolase activity, hydrolyzing O-glycosyl compounds. Bases 421 to 2238 code for a protein of 605 amino acids. The record is from RefSeq and is a predicted model, not a curated record. Gene Ontology annotation, biological process: fungal-type cell wall organization; carbohydrate metabolic process. The transcript has 2 exons. Lineage: Eukaryota; Fungi; Ascomycota; Sordariomycetes; Sordariales; Chaetomiaceae. Gene Ontology annotation, cellular component: fungal-type cell wall.